GACUGUACUAAUAUAUAUACUUCAGGAAGCUAAAUUGUUCCUGGUGUGACUUCCAUCAUUCCAUAACUUCAUGCCUGAACUUGGGAAACGCCUAUAUUUGAAGUGGCAUUAUGUUACUCCCUUUGAUCUAAAUUAUUUGAUUCCACUUUAUCUAGACAAUUUGAAUUGGAGGAAGUAGUAAAAAAAAUCUAGAGUAUGAUAGAUACCAAGCUUGAAAGAUUAGACAUCAGCGGAUCAGCGCGGCCCCAAAGCCCAAAAAGACGAAUUCUCUUUUUUCUAUUUUUUUCAUACCAAUAAUCACUACUACCUCCAUCUUAGGGUGUAAGGCCAAUAUUUUUUUUAGAAAGUCAAACUAUGUUAAGUUUAACUAAGUUUUUAUCAAAAAAAAUCAUAUUUGUUCAUAAAUUUAUUUCAAAAGUUUGUUCAAACUUUAUUUGUCUUAAGCCUUGAGAUGGAGGUUGUAUGACUCUUCUUUUUCUCAACUUUUUUUAAAUCACUACCUGAACGACACUCGUAAAUACCAAGAACAUCAAGGACUAAACUGCACAGCAGGAAGAUCAUUGUUCACUCUGACGCCGCCUCUUUCCUCUCCCCUCUCUGGUGCGAUUGAUCUCACCAGAAAGCCCAGCAAACCCUAGCUCUUGCCCCGACCUCUCAAUCCAUGGCUAGCAGCAACCUCCCCCGUCGGAUCAUCAAGGAGACACAGCGGCUGCUCAGCGAGCCAGCUCCAGGGAUCAGUGCUUCACCGUCAGAGGAUAACAUGCGCUACUUCAGUGUGAUGAUCCUUGGCCCAUCUCAGUCCCCAUAUGAAGGAGGUGUAUUCAAACUUGAGUUGUUUUUGCCUGAAGAAUAUCCAAUGGCUCCACCAAAGGUCCGCUUUCUGACAAAAAUUUACCAUCUGAACAUUGACAAGCUUGGGAGGAUAUGCCUUGAUAUCUUGAAGGACAAGUGGAGUCCUGCCCUUCAAAUCCGAACAGUUCUUUUGAGCAUUCAAGCACUACUCAGCGCUCCAAAUCCCGACGAUCCGCUUGCUGACAAUGUGGCAAAGCACUGAAGGCCAACGAAACAGAAGCUGUGGAAACAGCCAAAGAGUGGACCCUUGUAUACGCCAAUGAUGGAUGAGCUUUGCAUGAUCCGGCUGCUUGCUUGGUAAUACUAUCCACGUGAUGCAGGUGAAGUCGACGGUAGUUGGUUUAAAAUUGAGUUAGAAGGGAUCAAGUACUGAAAUGGGAAAUUAUCCUUGCAUCGCGUGUACCGAGGGUGAUGUAUAUUAUUAGCCUAGUUGGGCUGCGGUAGACCCAGGUACACCUAUAAUACGUAAUUAUUACCGUAAUGAACCCUUUUUCUUCUACAUUUA
Molecule: messenger RNA, 1357 nt
Organism: Lolium rigidum
Lineage: Eukaryota; Viridiplantae; Streptophyta; Magnoliopsida; Poales; Poaceae
Product: ubiquitin-conjugating enzyme E2 35-like
Exons: 8
Coding region: 662-1054 (130 amino acids)
Biological process (GO): DNA damage tolerance; protein K63-linked ubiquitination
Cellular component (GO): nucleus
Molecular function (GO): ubiquitin conjugating enzyme activity
Source: RefSeq, a predicted model, not a curated record